CAUACCUGUCUCGUGGGGCAUCGUGUCAACCGAACACCACCGUGCGUGUCAGCCAUGUCGCUCAUGCCUUGGUUCGGCGGUGGCCGGGGAGGGAUGGACCCCUUCUCCUCCGACCUCUGGGACCCCUUCGGCUCUCCUUGGCCCUUGGACGGCGGCCGCCGCGAAGGCGGCAGCCGUGACGACGCGACCGCCAUGGCUCGCACCAACGUCGACUGGCACGAGAACGACAAGGAGCACAUCUUCUCCGCGGAGAUCCCCGGGGUGCGGAAGGAGGACGUGAAGGUGGAGGUGGAGGACGGCAACGUGCUCAAGAUCAGCGGGGAGAAGACGCGGGAGGAGGAGCACAAGGGCGACGCCUGGAACCGCGUGGAGCGCAGCUUCGGGUCCUUCAUGCGCCGGUUCCGCCUGCCGGAGAACGCCAAGGCGGACGGCAUCCGGUGCACCAUGCAGGACGGCGUGCUCAGGGUCGUCGUGCCCAAGGACGAAGAGGCCCAGAAGCAGCGCAACGUCCGCUCCAUCGACAUCGCCUAAAGGCUAAAAGCACCGCGCCUACGCAUGCAGUCAACGGCUUCCUAGCGUGACAUAACAUCUCUUUUAUUAGCGUGUACUCGUGGUAGUAAUCUGUAUCGUGUGUUCUACUUUAGCAGUAAUGCUAGGUUAUUCUGUACGGUAGUUUAGAAGUGUGCUUUAUGCGCCAUAUAGCUGCUACGGCAUAUGGCACUUUUAA
Triticum dicoccoides is the source of this 727-nucleotide messenger RNA. RefSeq names its product 17.4 kDa class I heat shock protein-like. The coding region runs from base 55 to 531 and encodes 158 amino acids. The transcript has 2 exons. NCBI's taxonomy places the organism in Eukaryota, Viridiplantae, Streptophyta, Magnoliopsida, Poales, Poaceae. The record is from RefSeq and is a predicted model, not a curated record.